This is a messenger RNA of Cooperia oncophora, 387 nucleotides long. NCBI's taxonomy places the organism in Eukaryota, Metazoa, Nematoda, Chromadorea, Rhabditida, Trichostrongylidae. The record is from the annotation of a GenBank genome assembly.
AUGUUUACCCAACUGAGGACGAAAAUAAGAAUCCCCUUAGAGACUGAGUUUGGAUUGAGCACGUACAAGGAUCACCAGUCUUUUUCCGUCCAGGAAUUGCCGGAAUGCGCACCUGCCGGCCAGCUCCCUCGCUCAGUGGACGUAAUUGCGGACAACGACCUCGCAGAUUUGGUCAACCCUGGCGAUCGUGUUCGUGUUAUCGGUCUGUAUCGUGUACUUCCCAACAAGCAGAAUGGAUUCUCCAACGGCUCUUUUAGGUCCAUUGUUAUCUCUAACAAUAUUCAAUUACUUUCCAAGGAAACGUCCUUGGACUUUGACCCAGAAGAUGUCAGAAAUAUCCGUAAGCUGAGCAAGAAGAAGGACGUACGUGCUUCAAACAGUCCGUGA